This is a messenger RNA of Asparagus officinalis (garden asparagus), 903 nucleotides long. RefSeq lists its product as uncharacterized. The coding region runs from base 1 to 903 and encodes 300 amino acids. NCBI's taxonomy places the organism in Eukaryota, Viridiplantae, Streptophyta, Magnoliopsida, Asparagales, Asparagaceae. The record is from RefSeq and is a predicted model, not a curated record. The transcript has 2 exons.
AUGUAUUUAGUUCAGAUCCUCAUGGAAAAUGACACAGACAGAGCAAAGAAAAAAAUACUAAAUGAAUGCAUCUACCCUGUUUGGAUUCAUCUACCAGCUUUGAAGCUUAACUUGUGGAAUGCUAAAAGUAUAAGUAAAAUUGCAAGCGCUGUUGGUCAUCCAAUUACCACGGAUAAACUUACAGCUAAUAAGAAAAGAUUAGCUUAUGCAAGGGUUCUUGUGGAAGUGACUAUGCCUUCUCCUCUUCCAGAUUGUAUUACCUUAAAGGGUCCAGAUGGCAAACUUUAUAAUCAAAAGAUUUUAUAUGAGCUAAAGCCUAGAUGGUGUAAUCACUGCAAGAUUGUGGGGCAUGACACUUUGUACUGCAAGAGAUUUCCUAGAAUUCAGAGAUGGAUUCCUAAAGUUUCUGCAGCUCAGAAUACACAAAAAAACCAUGUGCAUGUUUCUAGUGUCAAUGAUAUUCCCCCAAAGAUUCAGACAACAGUGGCUCCUGCUCCCCCAAAUGAUCCAGUGCCUAUAUUUAAUAUAUCACAAAUGUCUGGUGGGAAGGAUAAAGUUUCAGCUGUAAGCUUGCCUGUGCAUGUUUCUCAGCUUAGUGAAAAGUCUGGAAAAUUUCAGCAGCAGGAUAAGGAAAAGGAGUUAUCUCCUAAUUCUCAUGAGAUUCAAGGACAGCAAGUGUGCACAACUCCACAGUUUUCAGGGUUGCAUAGUCUUGUGCAUGGAGUACGUGCACAACUUUCUAAUUCUGAAGGCAAUUUUCAAGUCCCUCAAACUAGCAAUGCUUGGACUCAAGUUCAAAGUAAUAAGCAGAGGAAAAAAUAUACUCCAGCAAAUUCUUUCUCUCAACUUGAGUAUCUUGAAUUGGAUCCCUCAGUAAUAGAUAGAGGGGGUGAUCUUUUUUGA